CCUGUCGUCCGUCAGUGGAGCUCAGUCAGUAGACAGUCGGUCCGCCCUGUCAGCUGGUCUUGUCCAAUCGCGCGUUAACGUAGCUGCCGGAUGGUAAACCGAGCGCGGCAGACACCAUAAACAGUCGGUCAAUCGGAGAGCCCUCGAUCGUAGUUUAUAAGGGAUCGAGUAGGUAUAAAAAAAGAGAAAGGGCAAAGUUAGUAAGGCGGCCCGCGCGCCGCAUGUGCGCGAGUGUGCAGCUUCUCCACCGGAAACACCAACGACACGGUGCGAGGGAUCGGUGUACGCGAGGAAAACGAAAACGAAGGAGAGGCAGAAGGAGGAGGAGGAGGAGAAGGAAGUGAACGAAAAAGAAAAAGAGUCUCGCUUUCGUAAAUAGAAAUAAGAAAUAAAAGGGAGAAAAAAAUAAGAGAAGCGAAAGAAAGGACGGAAGGAAGGAAGGAAGGAAGGAAGGAAGAAAAGAAACAAGGAAGGAAGGAAGGAAGGAAGAAAGGAAGGAAGAAAGAAAGAAAGGAAAGAAAGAAGGAAGGAAGGAAGGAAGGAAGAGAAGAGUUCGACCGGUCAGGCAGGAAAUGACUAUAUCGUACGCGAGCGAAGUGCCAAACGGCUCCAGCUUUGGCUGUUUCUGGAGGAUCCUGGUCAAAUGGCGGGGUUCGGUUUACAAACUAAUCUGGCGGGAAUUACUGGCCUACCUCUUCGUUUACUACCUCAUCAAUUUUACAUAUCGAUAUGCGCUCAACGAGCAGCAACGUGCAAUCUUCGAAAAGAUACGCUAUUAUUUCGGGAACUCGAGCGAGUCGAUUCCGAUGUCGUUCGUCCUGGGAUUCUACGUGAGUCUCGUAGUGAAGAGAUGGUGGGAGCAGUACAAGCUUUUACCGUGGCCGGACAAUCUGGCCCUCUUCAUCAGCGCCGCCAUUCCUGGAAACGACGAGAGAGGACGACUGAUGAGGCGGAAUAUCGUGAGGUAUGCCGUUUUGGCCUAUGUUAUCACCCUUCAGAGGAUCUCGCUGAGGGUUAAGAGACGUUUCCCAACUCUUCAACACAUCGUCGAUGUUGGUCUAAUGAUGGAGUCGGAGAAAAAAAUCUUUGAAAUGAUGAAUAAAAAAGCGGCUAUGUCGAAGUAUUGGAUGCCGCUCGUCUGGGCAACUAACAUCAUCAAUAGGGCAAGGAAAGAAGCUUUGAUCACCAGUGACCAAGUAGUGCAAACCCUUCUUGUCGAACUCAGCGACAUCCGGAAGAGGCUUGGCGCACUGAUCGGUUACGACACUGUUUGCGUUCCUCUCGUUUACACUCAGGUAGUUACGCUGUCGCUUUACGCGUACUUCUUCUCGGCUCUACUCGGUAGACAGUUUAUCGAACGCACUGAAGGGGGUGGUGGGAAAUACGAGGAACCGGACAUGUAUUUUCCUUUUUUCACGGCUCUGCAGUUCUGCUUUUAUGUUGGAUGGUUGAAAGUAGCCGAAGUUCUUAUCAAUCCUUUCGGCGAGGACGACGAUGACAUCGAGUUAAAUUGGCUAAUAGAUAGACACAUUAAAGCUGGUUACAUGAUCGUCGACGAGAUGCACGAAGAGCAUCCUGAACUAUUAAAAGAUCAAUAUUGGGACGAAGUGGUUCCUCGAGAUCUUCCAUAUACAGUAGCGAGCGAGCAAUAUCGACGAGAAGAACCAAAGGGUUCAGCGGAACAUUAUAAAGUAAAGGGCAGCGAUGCUCUCUACGCUAACGUGAUGAUGGGAACACAAAUCCAUAGUCACGUGCAGCAUCGCAAGGUCCAUCAGGAUGACAUGUAUGCAGAUUAUGAAAGCGUAGACACACCAUUAGUGGAGCGAAGAAAGAAUUGGCUUCAACGACAAAUCACGCGAAUGGGUUCUGUACGUAGUUCAUCGACUACGUAUAGUAGUGGAGGAGGUUUCUUUGCACGAAAUCGUCAUAACAGCGUGUACAGUAGUCCUGAAACAGGAGGCUUGCCAACGACAGCUAAUCCGAAUUUGAAAAUGUCACUAUACGACCGUCUCGUAGGUCGUAAAAGUAUCCGUAGUCAACGAAUGGGCAGGCAAGGUACGAUGACGAAGUUGAACUCGGUGCCAGUAUCCUUGAAGAAUAGGCCACGCAUACCGACCCCGGACGUGACAAAGGAGGUGGUUGAUCGUGAGCAGAGAUUGGCGUUGUCGGCGAGCAACACGGCGAACAUCGGUGCGGGCGUUGUUGGCGUGAUACCGGCGAACGGUCAUUAUACUACUGACUUACCGGUGGUCCAGGUGGUCCUUUCGCCGAUUCAGGAGACCGAAGGAACGCCAGCAAACGCGAAAUCGGGAGCAGCUGCUUUGGCACAAGCGGUAUUGUCACCGACAUUGACUAGCGCCGGUUUGGUAGCACCUGUUACCCUAACGCCAGUAACUAUGAGCCAGCUGACGCAGUUAGGCCUGGUCACGACUACGUCAGCUUCUUCGUACAGACCUACAAACAUACAGAGCAACAACACGAUUCAGGCUACCUUGACAGAGGUCAACACUAGCGAGGAGGAAGGUUCAGGAAGCGGAAGUUCCAGUAGUAGAAGCGAAAGUAUCACUGGUCAAGAAGAAAGAAGUACUCCAUUAAUCGGCGAUAAUACUAGUCCCGUAAUUAGCAACGGAAGUUCACCUACCUUCGAUAGUUACAACGAUCGUUCUCCGAUUCUGAUGAACCCAGAGAAAUUAGGAUAUGUCGUAGCUUUACCAACUACACAAGAGAGCCAUCUGCAAACCGCGAUAGAACCACGUGGCAGAAGAUCAGCUUCUUUACCUGGACCACCCGUUAUCCAGUUAAAGGAAGAUAGAAGCAUGUCCUUGCCUCAUUCUCCCGGUCUCCAACCGAGAGAAACCCGAGCAGCUUCCGUUUCAAGUAGACACGAUAAUCCUAACUUAGACAGACUUGCUAUAAUUUCUCCAAAUCAUGAUUUACGACCUAGGACCAAUAGUUUUGGUCAUGAACUCAUGAGGAACAAUCAGCCGCGUAAUCAGGAGACUUCGAGGAAGAUAAGCAGCGCUUCUUGUAACAACGCUGCGGUUUCAACGGCAUCGAUUGUACCAACGCAGACGACAGGUUCUCCUAGCAAAAGGGGCGAGGUCUAUGUUUGACCGAAAUUUUUUGUUAUCAGGGUCUUUCGUCUUUCCUCUUUAGCGUCCUCGUGACUACCCCGCUUUCGCGAAUUAGAGAUCGUACGAGAAGAUGCAAGAUAUUUUAUAUCUUGAUCUUCUUUCCCAUCCGUCCACUAUUGUGAUGCCUUUUUUUUUGCUUUUUUUCUUGUACAUAGUAUGACGUGGCAGGAGUCAAACCAUCGAAACUAUUUCAUGGACAAAAGCGUCGAUCGCGAGACUGCUUUUUACGGAUUCUUUUUUUAUUAUCAUUACUUUUUUCUCUUUUUUUUCUUGUUUUCUUUUUAAUCUUUUUUUUUUUCUUAGUCAUCAAAUAUGGUUUUUUAAGAAAUUUCACUUUCAUUCACACGUGGUCUCGCAGAUGACGCCUUGAUUUUGAAAAUGACUUUGAAGAUCAAGUCGAUAUCCUGUAAAUACUAUCUAUUUGUGCAUAUAAACUCUAGAAACAUUCAACGGCAUAGUUUAAAAUCGAACGAGAACUUUUAUAAUAUAAAUAAAAAUGAAAAAACACGUUGUUACGUGUGUGCGUGCGUGUAUGUGUAUAUCGCUGAAUCGUUACUAAAGUGCAAUCUCUCGUAUGAAUAUAAUCGUGUUUAAAAUAGAGCGAAAUAAAUUUCGUCUUCGGACUCGAUGGAAUGUACGAUGGUGUAUAUUUUUUUAUCACACGUGCAAUAUUGCAGUAGCGUUAAUAUAGAACGCAUUCUUAUCUUUGCCGUCUGAUGUAUAAAUCACCGAAAAAACGAACGCGCAGUAGUUGUUUGGAAAUGGAUUAUUUUAAUUUUUUGUUAAAAUAAUUAAUGCAGACAAUGAAGUAUAGAUAAGAAAGGGUGUUUACUCUAAUUUUUAAUGAGUUUUUAUCAGUUAAAUUAUAGGCUAAAUCAUCGAUUGGAAUGAACCGUAAAAGUGUGAAUAUCAGUACGUUACAGUAUAGAAGUCAUCAUCUUCUAUGGUAUAUAAAUAAAUAAAUAAAUAAAUAAAUAAAUAAAUAAGUAUAUAUACAUAUAUAUAUGUAUGUGUAUAUAUAUAUAAAAUUUUCGUACUUCGUCAUGUGUGAUAUGAAGUUUUAUACAUAUUUAUAUUAUACGAUUUAUGAUGGGAUUGUAUCUAAGAGUAUGUAACGAUAUUCUACUGUUUACAGGCUAUUAACAUAUGCAAAACUUUAUGUAUGCCAUUGUAAAUAGGUAUGCGUUUUUCCAACCGAAGAAACGUCUUUUUCACGAUAAGAAGACAAUUGCCAUAUUUAUUCAAUGACGGUCGGCUCGAACGUUUCGUAUACGUGAUACUAGAACAAUGAAUUUCUAUGCACUUCUUCGCGUAUGAUUAUACACGAAUGAUUUUGCCAUAUCGAAAUAUUGUAUAAAGCUGUUACAUAGUUGUCGAUGUUUUUUAGAUUCAUUCAUUCUAGAAAUCUGUAUAUGGUUUGUUGAAUGGCAAAUUUGUUUUUUCAACUAAUAGAUAGAUAGAAAGAUCGAAAUCUACAAAAUCUUUACGAGUACUCCAAAAAUGAAAUAUAAGAUAUAGAAGAUGACAAAUGAUCCAACAUAAUAUAUAUAUACAACACACUUGUUUACAGCUUAAAUAGUUGUCUUUUAGUUUCACAAUGUAUUAGAAAAGAGCGGCGAGUCAAAAUCUAAACGGACAAAAUCUUCGAUCGCUGAUACAAUGAAAUAUAACGAAAUCGGAUAAACGAGCAUAAAUUUGUCCUACGACGAACGUACUUACGUGUACAUAGGUAACUGAUUAAGUUAAUAUCGUUUUACGUGUCGAUCGAUGUUCUCGAUAUUAGCGAAGUAAGAAACUUUAUUGUAUAUGCGUGUGUGUGUGCGUGCGCGCUCGGGUGUGUGUAUUUGUUGCAAGUAACGAUGGUAGAUGCUGUUAUUGUUGCUGUACAACUUGUGAGACAUUUAGAUAAUUAAAGAUAAUCGAAUGGGGUAAAUUAAUUACAUGAUCAUGCUUUUAUACAUGCAAGAUCAAACGUUGAGAAUUUUGUAAAUAUUACGUCCAAUUCGUCGAUUGGCUCGAUAAUCCGUAAAAGCAGAAGAGGAAGAAAAGAUAUUUUCGUUACAUAUAUCGAACGAACAAUGCGAUCGACGAUUAAAUAAAUGUUUUUUUUUUAACGACGCGACAAUGUUUUACUGUGUUUCACGAACGAUUCGUCGCAAAGCCGAAUGUUUUACACGUACGAAGACUCUGAUGGCGAGAUUGAAUAUUUCGCGUUGUAAAUAUUUAUCUUGCAGUAUUUCUUUAUAUAUAGGUAUAUAUACAUAUAUAUACAUAUAUGUAUAUAUAUGUGUAUAUAUAUGUACAUAUAUAUAUGUAUAUAUAAAAAGGGUUUAUUUAUACAUAUAUAUAUAUAUAUUUGUGUGUGUGUGUGCGUGUGUCUAUAUAUAUAUAUAUAUACACACACAUAUAUAUAUAUACACACAUAUAUAUAUGUAUAAACAAACCCUUUUUGUAUUAUCGCACAUGCCUAAUUAUUGUCUCAAAGAACAAGGAAGGAAAGAAAGUGCGGUUGUUUGUUUCGGAAAAUAUCAGCUAGUACGCGAUCAUGUUCGUGCGAUAUAAUGAGUUAGUAGAGAUGUUUCAUAUUAUAUUUUCCUUAUUAUAUUAUAUGUAAUCAAGAAUAAAAUAAAUUUUUUUAAAGUA
This is a messenger RNA of Vespula vulgaris, 5777 nucleotides long. RefSeq names its product bestrophin homolog 15 (gene Best2). Bases 573 to 3113 code for a protein of 846 amino acids. The record is from RefSeq and is a predicted model, not a curated record. NCBI's taxonomy places the organism in Eukaryota, Metazoa, Arthropoda, Insecta, Hymenoptera, Vespidae. Gene Ontology annotation, molecular function: chloride channel activity. The transcript is spliced from 10 exons.